UGUGCUCAGCUUGGCGGCGUUGGGAGUGCGCCGUGUCCAUGGCCUCUGCCAGGCUGUCACAGCGCUGCUCUGCGGUGUCCUCUGAACCCAGUCCCUGGGCACGGAGGCAGAGGCACCUGCAGCCCCAGCUAUGUGGGGCUCGCUGGAGUGCAGCGAAGCCCCAGCAGAAGCCUGGGAGAGCUGCGGCAUGGGUGCAUGCCCUGUGCCAUGCCUGCGCGGGCACCCUGUGGCUGCUUGAGGAAUAAACCCGGGGCCAAGGGACCGGACUCCUGGCUGCUGCUGCCUCUCCCGGCUGUCCCCCGCUGGGCACUUGUACCAGGAUGCUUCGUAACAGCAGCAAGCACAAAACAAAGUCGUGAGGCGUUUCAGACCCCAGCGCUUUGCGCAGCGUCUUGGCCAUGGCACCUGCUGUGAUAACCGGAGAUGCCCAAGCCGUGACAGCUCAGGUGCCCGUCCUUGUCAGCAGCCGGGGGAGCAGGAGCACUUGCUCCCUGGGCUCUGAGGAAGCGAUGGCCAUUCCAUGUCGGUGACCCAUAGCGCGCACAUCCCAGCGCGCCCCGCGGCAGAGAGCAGCAUACUGGGAGCUGUAGUCCCGCCCUCGCCUCCGGCCCGGAGCUGCUCGCCUCUGCAAGCCCGUCACCCAGGUAGCCUCUGGCCCACCUGCUCCUCUUGCCCCCGGAUGGAGGGUUCCAAGAAGCUGGAGAGCAGCCUCCUGACACAGCCCUGGGCUUCUGUUUGCCUUAGUGAGUGCCCUUUUAUUGCCAAAGUAUGCUUCAGGGAUACUGGCUACAUCCUGCUCAUCUCUGACCUCAGCAGCGUCUGGUACGAGAGUGCAGAUGCCGAGGCUGUGGGACAAAGGUCCAAGGAGCUGAACAAGCGGCUGACAGUCCAGGUGUCCUCCUUCCUACACCACUUGUGCAAAUUGAUGGGCCCCUUGCUGGCAGGGCAGCCGGAUGCCACCACCUCUUUCUCCUGCCGCCGCACUGCCAAUGGGCUCAGCCUGCACGUGAAGAGUGAGCUCUCCGGACUGCCCUUCUACUGGGAUUUCCACUGCUGCCCUGCUCCUGUGGAGAUGGUGUCCCGCCACCUCGUCAGGCCCUUGAUUCAGAUGAGCCUGGCGCUGCAGUCCCAGGUGCAAAACCUGGCCUCUCUACUGCUUCAGAAGGAUGCUGAGAUUGAAGACUACAGGGAGAGUGGGGCCACUCUCAGCAGAGAUCGCCUGCGGACGGAGCCCUUCCAGGAGGAGACAUUUCAGCAGUGCUUCAUGGUUAAGAGCCUGCCCCAGAUCUGCGGUGCUGGAGAAGGGCAGGCAUUUACCUCCACUUUGCAGCAGCUCUACAUGGCAGUGACACAGCAGGAGGCCAGGCAGGCUCAGAAACGGCAGCACUCAGAGGAUGCUGAGGACCCGGCACCUCCUGCAGAAACCACAGGUCAUCCCCAUCCACCACCUUCAUCCCAGGAAGAUGAAACAGCAUCUUCCAGUGAGGGAAUCACACCAACGUCCUCCCCAGCUCAGAAGCCCCGGCUGCCUGCAGCCAAGACCAAGCCAAAGAAGGCAAAAGGGCUCUUCAGCUGAAGCAUCACUGCCACCCAGCCUGAGGGUCUCUGCUCCCCCCGGUAUCCAAGAGAGGCAGUGCAGAGCACCCAUGGGUGCUCUUCAUCUCCUGCACCACCUGGCAGACCCUGCCCGGCUCACGGUUCCCUCCUGAGGUGUCUCCAGCCAGGGAGAUGGGGCAUUGCCUUUCUUCAACCAUGUCUCAGGAACCUCUUUUCUAGCUCUCUCCUGGUGCAGAGCUUGCUCAGGCUGCCUCGUGGUGGAGCCAGUACUGGAGCAGGGGGCAGUGGGAGG
Molecule: messenger RNA, 1849 nt
Organism: Pezoporus flaviventris
Lineage: Eukaryota; Metazoa; Chordata; Aves; Psittaciformes; Psittacidae
Gene: NHEJ1
Product: non-homologous end joining factor 1
Exons: 8
Coding region: 521-1576 (351 amino acids)
Biological process (GO): double-strand break repair via nonhomologous end joining
Cellular component (GO): DNA ligase IV complex; nucleus
Molecular function (GO): DNA end binding
Source: RefSeq, a predicted model, not a curated record